AUGAUAUCGCAUUUCGACGAUGCGCUGCCUCUUGCGCAUUGGCCGGCGUGCGCUGGCGCCUGCGACCCGGGCAGCAGUGCGCUCACCUCUCCCAUUUUCGACCAAGAUCGUGCCGAUCGCUACCUCAGCGCUGUCCCCGCCGCUGUCGCAAUGGCGGUGCUUCUGUUGCAUGCCCUGCUGCCGCUUCUGAAACGAAGACCCCAGUGGUCCAAGCGAUUCGCCGCCGAGCUACCCUCGCACGCAACCCGCAAGACAUGGACCCACUGGACUGCCAUUCUUCUCGUCCUAUCGUCUGUUGCUCUCGUGCUGGCUAUAGCUGCUUCCGCUCUGCCUCCUCGGGAGCCUCUCGCAGCCCUCACCGCCAUCGCUCUUCUCAUUGUGGCCAUUGAACGCCCAAAGUCUACUCCUCUGACCCUCUUGGCGCUUUUGAUCACUAUUUUCGUGUGUCAACUGGCUUCUUUGGUUCUGACGGCUUCCGCAUCAAACGCCCUUUUGGGCUUGGCCAUUUCAGAAACAUGCAUCUCCGCCCUUGCGGUUGCUGCCAUCUUCGCCAUGCCCAUGCGAGAUCCAAACCAGCCCACCACUGGCAUCAGCAAGCCUUUUUCGUCUCCAACUUCUGAGCUGCGGAGUCCAGAGGAUAACCUCACUCUCUGGCAGUUUCUGACCGUGUCUUGGAUGACCCCCCUAAUCGCUCGCGGUGCAAAGAGACAGCUGAACGACGGAGACGUUUGGUUCCUGCCCUAUGAUUUCCAACAUGGCCGCCUCCACACCCUGUUUAGAGAACUCAAAGGAAGUGUGGUCAAGCGGCUCUUGCUGGCUAAUGGUUUGGACCUGAUCAUCACCACCACGCUUGCCAUCUUGGAGUCUGCAGCGAAUCUCGUUGUUCCCGUCCUGCUUCAACAACUCCUACGUGCCAUCGAACACGGUGGUUCCGGCAGGAAAGAAGCCGUCGUGUUUGCCACUUCCAUUUUCGCUGUUCGCAUGAUUGCUGCCCAGUCUGCCGUCGUCUCCUUGUGGUAUUGCAGACGGUGCUACGAGCGAUCCAGAGGCGAGAUGAUCACCAUGAUAUACGAAAAGACCCUGACUCGCAAAUCUUUCGGUGCCUCGGAGAACGAAAAGAAGAAGCAGGACGAAAACGAAGCUCUUGGUGUCAGCAGCGAAAGUGAGAGCGACCAGUCCUCCACCGAGUUAACCAAAGAAAAGGGCCUUCUUGCGCGUCUCCUGUCUCGUCUCAGGAGAGCGCAAGCCGAUGAAAAAGCCCACAAAAAAGCAGCAAAGCAGCCCGCUUCAAUGGGAAAGAUUCUUAAUCUGAUGAGGUUUUGGGAAUUUCCGGAUAUUUUCACGAAGCCACUGCGGAUGAUCGUUUCCGUCAUUCUCAUCUGGAAGCUCCUUGGAUGGCCCUGUCUGUUCGGCGUCACUGUCAUUAUCCUCGUUCAACUUCUCAACGCUGUAUUCGUCCGACUGCUGCUGCACUGGGAGCGCAUCCGGCGCGUAGCCACUGACCAGAGGCUCCAUGCGACAUCACAGUUCAUCGAGGCCAUCCGACACCUUCGAUGGUACGAUUGGCAGGACCAAUGGCUGGGCAAGAUCAUGGAUGCCAGACAGCGCGAACUGAACCUCAGAGUCAUCACCACCAUGCUACAGAUGCUGAUCGGUUCGAAUAAUAUAAUGGCUGGCUGCCUGUUCCCCGUCUGCGCCUUCUUCGCGUAUACCCUGCUUGCUGGAAGAACGCUAUCGGUGGACGUUGCUUUCCCUGCACUGCAGCUCUUCAACAUGCUGGCGGUCAGUCUUCGGGAGCUGCCAGGUCUCAUCACGACCUUGCUCAACGCCUCUGUGGCCGUCGGCCGUAUCAAUGACUUCAUGGCUGAGCCCGAUAAGGAGGAGGAAUACUCGGAGCUUCGGGGAACUGACAUUGCCUUCCACGAUGCCACCUUUGCCUGGCCCGGCUCCGCAAACACCGUCUUGGAUGAUUUGAAUCUUCAGUUUACUACCGGUUUGACCGUCAUUGUUGGCAAAGUUGGCACAGGUAAGUCGGCUCUCCUCCAAGCAGUCCUUGGAGAGCUCGAUAAGCGAGCCGGUGAUGUCGUUGUGCCGGAUGAGAUGAUCGGUUACUGCGCUCAAACCCCGUGGCUUCAGCACAUGAGCAUCAGGGAAAACAUUCUCUUCUCAUCGCCGCUGGAUGAGGCGCGGUAUAAGCAAGUCUUGGAAGCCUGUGCCUUGACCCCUGACAUGGCGAACUUCAAGCACGGUGACCUCUCCGACUUGGGCGAGAAUGGCGUUGGCCUUUCCGGUGGACAAAGAGCCAGAGUCGCGCUUGCGAGGGCAAUCUACAGCCCAGCACGGACGCUUUUGCUGGAUGAUCCUUUGGCUGCUCUGGACCACAACACCGCCGAGACCAUCGUCAACAGACUUUUGCGCGGCCCUCUCGUUGAAGGGCGCACCAUCCUACUCGUCACUCAUCGAGUUGAUUUGGUGUGCCAUCUUGCAGAUCAAAUAGUGGAGAUCCAAGAUAACAAGGCGCGACUAGUAGAUGCUGAAGCUCUGACUGCCGAGUUACAUGGGCCGGAUGGUGUUCAGGACGCGGCCAUUGCCCCUAUCGAAGAUGACUCUCCCGAGGAGAGCGGGCAACCUGACUCGGAGCCAGAUAAGUUCAUCGAAGAAGAGGGCAGGAAACAUGGUGAAGUCGUCGCAGCCGUCUACUGGGAGUACAUCAAGGCAGGCAAGAUAAGAUGGUGGAUCACCCUCGUCGUCAUCUUCGCCCUGUUCCGAGCUGUCAGGCUGUUCAACUACUGGUUUCUCAAGGCUUGGGGAGAGGCCUAUGAGCAAGUCGGCGAACAGUCCAUCUCUUUUGGCUUCUCGGGUUUCUUCGACAGACUUCCGCCGCCAGAAGCCAAUGUGCGGCCGUGGCUGCUUUGGUACUUCCUCAUCGCCAUGCUUUUGACAGCCAUGUACUUCAUCUCGGACGUGGCGCUGCUCAUCAUAGUCUACACAGCAGGUAAACGCCUGUACAGAGAAGUCAUGUGGAAGGUCAGCCGCGCCAACUUCCGCUUCUACGACGUCACUCCGGUCGGGCGGUUGAUGAACCGUGUCACGUCAGACAUCGGGACGCUGGAUGGUGGGAUAGGCGAUCAGCUUCAGAGUGUGGCGUGGUACCUCAUCGGCUGGGUUGCGGCCAUCGUUGUGAUUGCUUCCGUCACCCCCUUGUUCCUCAUCGUGUCUCUCGUGCUUACCGUGUGGUUCGUCUACAUCUUCAUGCGCUUCUUGCCGACUUCGCAAAGCCUUCGCCGGCUCGAGAUGGUCUCCCUUAGUCCGCUCAUGUCCAAUUUCGGCAUCCUACUCAAUGGCUUGACCACCAUUCGAGCUUUCCGCGCCCAGCCCCGUUUCCAAGACCGCGUCAUCGCCGUGACAGACGCGUUCCAAAAAAUGGACCACUUCUACUGGAGCCUCCAAGCAUGGCUCACCUACCGCUUCGACGCGCUAUCCGCCUUCUCGACGUUCGGCCUCGCCCUGCUCGCCCUCUACGAGGACCUCACACCCGGCCUGACAGCCUUCAUGCUCACCUCGGCCUCCAACUUCGUCCUCUUCACCCACUCCCUCUGCAAGCAAUACGGCAAGCUCCAAAUGGACUUCGUCUCGGUCGAGCGCGUCGUCGAGCUCCUCCACCUCUCCGAAGAGCCCGCAGGCACGCACACGCCGCCGCCGCACUGGCCCGACGCCGCCUCGGACAUCGUCCUCUCCAACGUCACCAUCCGAUACGCGCCGCACCUCGAGCCCUCCCUCUCCAACGUCACGCUCCGCAUCCCGGCGGGCUCGACCUGCGCCGUCGUCGGCCGCACCGGCUCGGGCAAGUCGACCCUCGCCCUCGCACUGCUCCGCACGGUUAGCCCAUCCGCCGAAGAAGAGGACGACAGCGUCGGCACCAUCACCGUCGGCGGCGUCGACCUCGCCACCGUCGACGUGCACGCCUGGCGCCAGCGCGUCACCUUCGUCGCCCAAGACCCCGUCCUCUUCCCCGGCACCAUGCGCGACAACCUCGACCCCACGCACGCCUUCCCCUCCGCCCAGUGCGCCGCCGUCCUGGACCGCGUCCUCAACGAAAACAACAACAACAACAACACUCCCACCACAACCGACGCCAAACACUGGACCCUCUCCUCCCCCAUCGCCCCCGGCGGCAAGAACCUGUCGCAAGGCCAGCGCCAGCUCGUCGGGCUCGGCCGCGCCAUACUCCGGCGCAGCCCCGUCGUCGUGCUCGACGAGGCGACGGCCAGCAUCGACUUGGAGACGGCGGCCGCGAUCCAGGCGCUGCUGCGGGCGGAGCUGCGCGAGAGCACCGUCGUCACCAUCGCGCAUCGGGUGGAGGCGGUGCGGGGCGCGGAUUUCGCGGUCGUGCUGGAGAGGGGGAGGGUGGUGAGGGCGGGGAGGGUGGAGGAUGGUCAGGGGAUUGAGGGGGAUGUGGGGGGUGGUUUGGGGGGUGGUGGGGAGGGGAGUGGGGAUGUAGAAGAAGAGGAGGAUGGGAGGGAGGGUUGA
This is a messenger RNA of Diplodia corticola, 4530 nucleotides long. Its product is annotated as abc transporter. Gene Ontology annotation, cellular component: fungal-type vacuole; membrane. NCBI's taxonomy places the organism in Eukaryota, Fungi, Ascomycota, Dothideomycetes, Botryosphaeriales, Botryosphaeriaceae. The transcript has 6 exons. Gene Ontology annotation, molecular function: ATP binding; ATP hydrolysis activity; ABC-type peptide transporter activity. Bases 1 to 4530 code for a protein of 1509 amino acids. Gene Ontology annotation, biological process: transmembrane transport. The record is from RefSeq and is a predicted model, not a curated record.